Molecule: messenger RNA, 2512 nt
Organism: Coturnix japonica (Japanese quail)
Lineage: Eukaryota; Metazoa; Chordata; Aves; Galliformes; Phasianidae
Gene: TMEM37
Product: transmembrane protein 37
Cellular component (GO): membrane
Molecular function (GO): voltage-gated monoatomic ion channel activity; calcium channel activity
Source: RefSeq, a predicted model, not a curated record
CCCCGCGGGCGUGGCGGAGCGGGCGGGCAGCCCACCGCCCCCGGGGCCAUAAAGAGCCGCGGCCGCAGCCCGGCCCAGCGACUUGGAGGCGAGCGGUGCAGGCAGCAUGACGGCCAUAGGGGCGCAGGCACAGAGGCUGCUGGCACACAGGAGGCCCCAAAAAGCCUUCUUUGAAACCUUCAUCCGGAGCCUGAUCAUCCUGUGCGUGGCCAUCGCUGUGGUCCUCUCGUCCAUCUCUGUCUGUGACGGCCGCUGGCUCUUGGCGAGGGGGGAGCUCUUUGGGCUGUGGCACUUCUGUGCCAUCGGCAAUGACAGUGCCCCACGGUGCGUCACCGACCUGCGCCUGGCCCGUGUGGAGGGGCUCAACGUGGGCAUGAUCCUCAUCCGCAGCAUGGUGUCCUCCGCCGUGGCCGUGGCUAUCUUCGGCCUGGAGCUCCUGAUGGUCUCCCAAGUCUGCGAAGACGCCAGCUCAAGAAAGAAGUGGUCCAUGGGCUCGGUGCUUAUCCUUGGCUCAUUUCUACUGUCAGCCACGGGGGUUCUGAGCUUCCUGAUCCUCAUGAAGGAUCAUCUCACCUUCACCGGCUUCACGCUGACGUACUGGUGUGAGUUCAUUGCUGCCUUCCUCUUCUUCCUCAACGGGAUCAGUGGGCUCCACAUCAACAGCAUAACGCACCCCCGGAAUGGGGCAGGGAAGAUCUAGGUGCAAAGGGUGUGCUCUGCCUUUGCGCAAUCAGCUUUGCCAAUUAGACUGGAAGAAAAGGGAGCCUAAUGAAGUUUGAAAAGGACACGGUGCCUUAGGUUGCAUGAGCAGCAUGGUAGGCACAGACUACAGCUGGCUGCAUGUGGCUCUCUGGAAGGAUGAACAGAGGAGGAGACCUCCACUGAGUGUGCCGAGGGAUGGUAGGCUGCUGCCUACACCAGCAGGCUCAGCCCUGGGCCUUACCCAGCCUGUGCUGCUGUGGUUUGGUACCACCAGGCUUUUCCCCACACUCUGGAGCCCAUGUGUGGUCCAAUUCCAGUGUACCUCAUGGCUUUGUUAUAUCUCAGGGAUGGGUUACGUGUGCCUGGCUGUGUGUACUGGCACAGCUUACUGAAAAUCUCUGCUGGGUCCUACUCCUUCUUUCUCUUUGAAAGUGAAGGCAUGCAGACUUCAAUCUGAUCCCAUGUUGUGUCCUGCUGCUGUGUUCCCUGCAUCUGUCCCAUUCUCAGUGGCCACCCCACAGCCCCUUUAUAUAGUUUGCUGUGAUGGGACUUUACUCAUCCUGGGUUCUUUUCCAUCCCCCUGCGACAAGAGGAGCAUGGUUGGGUGGGCACACUGGCUGGGCAGGCCAUGUCCUGUCUCACGCCACUUGGCUGGGAUGUUUCAGUCAUCAGAGUCACUGUGCAAUGAGCUCAUCCUCUAGGUGAGUCUCCUGUUAUGUUUCUACUGGGUAGAGAGAACUGUAGGUCCUCCUGAUCAGAACAAACCCUUGAUUAACCUGGGAGGAAGAGCUGAUGGGAGGAGCUCUUGACCUGCUGCAGCUGGUGGAAGUCCGUGGAGGUUGGUCACUCCCUGCCAGUGUCCCAGUUAACCUCUGAAACUUCUGCAGCUUUGAAGUUCUGCGUGGUGUCUGAUGAAGACCUCAGCAAAAGACCUCGUCGGUUGUUUGUCCCAAAUGCAGUCAGCCCUUCCCACGUACACUGCUGUUGACCCAGAGCACAUUUAUCUCAUGGUAUUUGAGGGCUCCUGGUUGAAUGACUCUUGUAUCUGCUGCUAGAACAGCUUGUAUUUCAUUCUAGGACAAGUGAUUCUGUGUGUUUCAUCUCUGUAGUCUGAUAGUUAUUGAGCAAGAUUCUCAAUUCCCAUGCAAUCAAACUCAAUUUUUCACCUGAGAUAAAAGCACUACAGCAGGAAGGCCAAGAGAGACACAAGUGAGCAGCUUCAAAUUGGGACUGUUAGGAAACAGCUUUAAGCCUUGGGGCUUGAUCAGGGUUCCUGCCCUGAAGUCCAUAAGGUCUGGUCCCAGAUGGCUGCCCCUUGCUGUUAUGGGAUGGCUGAAUGCCUGAAGGCACAGUGCACCAGUUCUGGGGUGCCUGUUGUGGGCAGGACAAUCCUCCCUUGCUCAAAAACCUGGGUGUGUCCUCACUGAAUGCCUUCCUGGUGGCAUUUGCUAUUAGAACUGAGCUGCUUGUGGGAUGCUGCCUGCAGCUCUAGCCCUGGGGAAGGGUGCAGUGUGCCCCAGCGGGUGCCUCCUGCCCUGCAGGGGAGGCAGAUGACAAUUAGCCUUUAUGUUCUUGCAAGACUUUUUGCAAUUGAGAAUGAUUUGAGGAUGCCCUCUGCUCGCUGCAGAAGAGCUCUUUUGUUGGGGGUAGGAGUCCUCAAGGGAAAACACCGAGCCUUUUUUUCUGACUGGUUUUGUAUUGUACUGCUUGACUUACCAAUGCAGGGUGAACGUGACUGUUCAUUUUCCGAAUCCUGUGGAAGUGCCGAGCAAUAUUCCUGAAUGUUGUUUAAUAAAUGCCUUUGAAAUAA